Molecule: messenger RNA, 5325 nt
Organism: Bufo gargarizans (Asiatic toad)
Lineage: Eukaryota; Metazoa; Chordata; Amphibia; Anura; Bufonidae
Gene: SRRM3
Product: serine/arginine repetitive matrix 3
Exons: 16
Coding region: 257-1963 (568 amino acids)
Molecular function (GO): mRNA binding
Source: RefSeq, a predicted model, not a curated record
CCUCCUCGAAGCGCUGACCUGCAACUGACAGCCGCGACUCCCAAUAGCGGCACAGCGAGCAGCCAGAUAGCUGCCAGGAAGACUGCUGAGUGUCCCGGGGCUGCAGCCGAGGCACGGGAUCCUGCUCCGAGAAUGCCAGAACUACUCCAUUAAAUGCAAAUCGCAAUCUCGCAGAAAGUUUGUCACACAGAGAUUGACCAAAAGAAAUACAGAACCAGCUCUGAAGGAAGAAUAAUAGCUGUGAGAAGGCAUAGCGAUGUCUGUUUGCAACAAUGGUGCCAGGAUUCCAUCUCCUCAAGAAGCUGCCAAUGGUUUGACCCAGCCCAGUGCCUCAGGCACCUGGCAUAAGCCAGAAGAAGAAGCAAAAACUGUGGAGCCGAACCUCGUUAAGAAGGCCCACAGAGAAAUUUUGGACCAUGAGCGGAAAAGAAGAGUAGAGUUAAAGUGCAUGGAGCUGCAGGAAAUGAUGGAAGAACAGGGGUAUUCAGAGGAGGAAAUACGCCAGAAAGUAGGUACCUUUCGGCAAAUGCUCAUGGAAAAAGAAGGCGUGCUGACAAGAGAAGAUCAACAUGGUCGUCAGAUAAUAAUUGAAAACCAUUAUGUGGUUCCUGGUGAAGAAAGUGUCACAGAGUACUCAAUGUAUGGCGAAGGUUAUACUCUGGAAUGUGAUUGCCACAGUGAUUGGUAUCAAGAUGACAGUGGCCACAGGGAUUACAGGACACACAGAAGACUGAGCAAUUCAGGCUCACCUCCUCCAAAGAAAAGAAAGAAGAAGAAAUCUGGACAUAAAAGAAGCCGGUGCGAUAGUUCAUCACCAGUUCGGAAAGAUAAAAAGAAGAAAAGUGGCAAAAAGCACAAAAGGGACAGGUCAAAUUCAGGAACCAGAAAGAAGAGAAGACACAGAUCUAGAAGCCUUAAGAACAAAAGAAAAGAUAAAUCUAAAGACAGAAAAAGAUCACAUAGUGGAUCACCUGUUCGGAGAACCCACAGACACAGCAGUUGCAGUUCUCACAGUGCUUCCCCUUCCUCUGACUAUAGCACCUCCAAGUCACCAUGCAGACAAAGCCCCAAGCAUAGGCAGGAUGACCACAAACCUUCUAGCCACAGAUCCAGCCGCAGUCUCUCCUCUUCUUGCACUGCUCACAGUCGGUCUGCCACACCUCACCAGAAUGGGCACAAGAGUGGCAGUCACAAUGGUCACCACAAUCAAGGCCAUGGCGUUACUGUAGAGAAAAAUUUGGAUCACUUGAAUUCAGUAUCUCCAUCUUCAAAGACACAUUCAAAAGUGGAGACGUCACCUAACCAUCACAAGGCUAAUAACCGUAAUGAUAUUAGGAGUCCAAGGUCUAUUUCAUCAGGUAAAGGUGGUCGAUGUUCUUCAGAUGAUAAACGACGACGCCACUCUAGGUCACCGUCAUCAGAGAGACAACGUGGACGAUCUAGAGGACGAACCAGGAUGCACAAGGAGUCUUCUGUGAACACAGAAAGCCAUACAGGCUAUAGUAGUGAUUCUGAAGGAUCUAUUGUUUCACACACACCUGGAGUAGAGAAGACCCAUGGUGCAUUAACAAAAAAGCCAACAGUCAAGCAUCAUCGUGGUAAACAAAAUAGUUGUUCUGAGUCUUCAGUGAAACGUACUCGACAAAACUUUGAGAGGAGGAAGAGUCUAGCUCGAAGCACUGGCAACAGGGGUAGUUCUUGGAGCUCUAGCUGUUCACCUUCCCGUUCGAGGUCACGAGACAAGAGAUCUGCAAGAAGCAGAUCUCGAUCUCUAUCUCCAAAGAAGAAUUUAAACAGGGAAAAAGACAAUGAGACUCGAGCACGGCAUAAUGAGACAGAAGCAGCAAGACCUAGACGGCGCUCUAGAAGUUACUCACCUAUUCGGAAGAGAAGAAGGGACUCUCCAAGCUUCAUGGAGCCUAGGAGAAUUACAAGGUUCCUUGUGAUGACCUGUUGGCAGUGACAUCGAUGACAGCAAGUAUACUUGAUUACUAGGUGCCCGGAAGCGUCCUAUUCCAUACUACAGACCAAGCCCAUCUUCCAGCUCCUUGAGUAGCUACUCUCACAGUCGUAGCCGAAGUAGGAGCUAUGACAGCUAUAGCAGCUACAGCCGUAGCCGGACUCGGAGCCGUUCUCCCAGCCAUAGUAGAAGCCCUAGUUACAGGAGCAGCUCGGAGAGUGCUGGAUUUUAAGCCUCUGUGCAUCAAAAAUCAACUUCUACUAAUCACAUUUGCUUCCUAAAGUAGAUUGUGUGUUAGCCCAAGAAAAAUCACAGGGUUGGAAUGUGAAAUAGAAUAAUAUAUGUAUAUAUAUUUAUAUAUAUUAUGAAUAUUCACUGUCACUCGCAUCUACAACCUCAUAUUAAUGUAAAUCUGUCUGUAGAAAUGCAAACACCUCACAUCAAUAGAAAUUCUGUUCUUCAUUCUGUUACAUCUUGAGAUUUCCCCUGUGUUCUAUGAACAGAGUGCUCAAUGCUGCAAAGCACAGAAGCCACAGCCUCUUCACCACUGCAUAGAAUGGUGGCACUACAUGGAGAUAAUGACAGCCUCAGUCUUGGUUACUUAACUGUAUUUUCUAAAGUCAUAUAGUCUGUAGUAGGAAGUGUUUUUCAGUAUUCAAACAUUUUGGACUUAUAAUGAUAUAUAUCUGCUUCAUCAUAAAACAUGUUUGGAAGUUAAUGACAGGUCCCCCCCAAAACCUUUUUUUUUCUUUUUGCAUUUUUAUAAAUUAACAGAAAUGAAGAGCAUGUAAUUUAAUUCAUUCAUUGUCAUACCUAUCUACUAUAUGUCUGUUCUCAUGUGUUAUUUUUUUAGACUCUCCAUGUUCCUGUUCCCAUGUGACUAAAUAGUUGGCAAACACCUUAUCAAAAGUUUUCUGUCAUCUCAGUAGUUCCUGAGAAUGUCCAUGAUGUGUUUACCAUCAUGUGCCCAUACAUGAAGGGUGUAUUGGUUUAACUUGAAAUAGUCCAAAUUAUUAACUGAUGGUAACUGGAUAUUAAACUAACAACUUAUGAGAAACAAGCUAGGCUUUGUUAGUAAUGCUAUAGUUAGUUUUUUUUUAAAGGGGUUGUCCAACUCACUACAAGUAAUAGCCUGUCCUCGGGAUUGAUGGGGGUCCAUGCUGAUUAGCAGUUCUGUAAUAUCUCCAGACCCAGAACUUGGCACAAGAACUACACAGCUCCAUCCUUGAAAGAAAAUGGGAGCAGCACUGCAGUAACCAGCUGGGUCCACUGCACAAUGGUACUUCUGGAGUCAGAACUACUGCAGAACAGUUGAUUGGCAGGGGUGCAGGGUGUUGGACCCCCGCUGGUCAGAUAAUGAUGGCCAGUGCUGAAUAUAGGCCAUCACUUAUAAAGGGUUGAACAAACCCCUAUAAGUAUGUUUAGCAUAUUUAAACUGCAAAUGAGUUUGAGAGUCAAAUUAAUAGCUAAAAUCACCAGCAAAAAGAUAAAAUAAUAUACAUAUAUAAUAAUAAGUUGAUUAUUAAAUUAUUUGAAAUGCAGCCACCAGAGAUGUACAGUAACUAGGCUUACCUUCACAUGAGGCAAAGAUUCAGCUUGUUCUACCCCAUAUCAUAGUGCUGUGGUCAAGGUAGAGUGUGUUGUUGGUGCCCCAACACACAACAUCAGGGGUUCAUGUCCAGCUAGCCCACCACACACACCCAGCUACAUCUCUGGCAGGGAUUCGUCUAAAUCUGCAUUUCUCUAGCCACAUGUAUAUGUUUUUGAGAAGUAAUUGUCUCUUAUUUGUUUAGUAAAUAAUUAUCCAUCAGCACCAUCUUUAUUUUUUUUACCAUAUUUUAUGAACGUAUUCUAAAGAUUACAGCUACUAUCACCACCAAAAAGACAUUCCAUGCAAAACCACUGACGCUAUAGAGUCACUUUUAACCUCUUGAAGAACACGUAUUAACUUAUUAACUUAUUUAUUAAUUAAUUUAUUUUUAUUUAUUUAUUGUGAUUAAAUUAUGUCUGUUUAAUGGCUUUAAGAACAAGUGUUGAUUUCUCUCUCGAGAAUUUAACAAAAAAAAUUUGCAUGAACAAUCUGGUAACAUGGUUGUUUAAAUGGGUUUUUAGAGGAACAAUUGUGCACAAUUCUUCCAUUUAAUCUGCAUUUAUGAAACAUGAUUUAAAGCCGCAAUGAACAAACACACUUUUUGGGUACAUAGUACUUCUGUACAUAGUUGUGGUCACCAAUGCUGCUUAUAUUUAAUAAUAUGCACAGUACAGUUCAUGUACAAGUCACAGACACUUGAUGGCUGCAAGACAAUAGGCACAUGAUCCUAGUCCAAAGUGAUAUGCCAUAGAGCAACCUCAAGAUGGGGGCUCCAUGAUUAUAUUUGAUCGCCUGCUGUAAAAUUCCCUUAAUGGCUAUGAAAGAAAAAAAUUGGAAAUAAUUAUUUAAGUUCUCACAAAUUUUUCACUCAUGGUGAGGUCAUGUGCAAGUGGUGGUGGUGCUGGGGCUUUAAAAUGGAGCCCUAGUCUUAAAGCGGCUUCCUGGGAGUAGAAUAUCUGAUUGAUUGGCGUCCGACUCCUGAAACCCCCACGAUCAGCUGUUUGAAGAGGCUGCAGUGCUCAAAGGAGUGCUGCGGCCUCCUCACAGCAUACCAAGCACCACACCAUACAUUAUAUAGCAGUUGUGCUUGAUUCACUUAAAUGGGACUGAGGUGCACAUAAGCCAUGUGACCAAUCAAGAUGACUUCACUGGCCUGGGGUGCCGGGAGUUGGAGCCCCACCGAUCUGAUAUCGAUGACCUGUCCUGAGGCUUUUUUUUUGUGAUGCAUCCUUCAGUGAAAAAGCUGCACUGCAGCAAAUAUUUAUAUAGAUUGGACAAAUACUUUAUGUUUACUUGUAUUAGAAUAAAAUAUAUGGUGUAUAGUUUCUCUGAGAUUACAGGAUAAUUGUAUAAAUUAUGUUCUGACUGUUGAGCAAGGCAGCCUUCACUUUGGAUAUGUAUAAAUUAUUUCACUAGGUAAGAGAAAUGUUGUUAAAAUCAAGUGUAGCUAACAUUGGUCCAGUCACUGUCCUUUGAAAUGAAUGGAACCCCCUGCCAAUUAUGACGUCCUAAAUGUUGACAUGAAUUUACUUUGCACUGUUCUUGCACUGUCCUGAUAUAUCAUUUCACAAUGAUGACAAAUAUAAUGUAUGCAAGGAACUGACUGCUUCACCAAAAUGUCACCAUUUGAAAGGAUUAACCAUUUUGGUCUCUUCCCUCUGGAUUUGUAAAUUUUGCAUAUUUAUUGCAUUGUUAAUGCCUAUAAUAUCCACAUACAACAAAUAAACAUCAGUUAACAUCAAUUGUAAUUUCUUAUGACGAUGUAUAGUUUCAG